Molecule: messenger RNA, 2391 nt
Organism: Momordica charantia (bitter melon)
Lineage: Eukaryota; Viridiplantae; Streptophyta; Magnoliopsida; Cucurbitales; Cucurbitaceae
Gene: FRO8
Product: ferric reduction oxidase 8
Cellular component (GO): plasma membrane
Molecular function (GO): ferric-chelate reductase activity
Source: RefSeq, a predicted model, not a curated record
UUUUCGCUCGAAAAUGUAUAAAUUGUGAGACCAUAAACUCACACCCUCAUACAGCCAGAAAGCAAAUAAACCACAAUUAAUUGCAAAUAUGUACAGAAAUCACAAGGUAAGAGCCCUCCUUCUUACUGCUAUCGAAGUUUUGAUGAUUCUAUUAUGUGCUGCUUGGGUUUCUCUUUGGCUCUUAAAACCCACCGAUCUCUGGACAAGAAAAUGGCGUCUCGCUGAAAACAGUGCCCGAGCCACUGUAUUUGGAUACUAUGGUCUCAAUUUCGUUGUGUACACUUUUCCUGUUAUUGCUCUUGUUAUAAUUGGGCUGGUUUACUUGAAUUUCAAACCCUCCAAGCCACGAACUUUCAGGCGAUCAAAGUUCUCAACUUUUUCCAAUGCCCUCUCGAACCCACUUGUUGUGAACAGUUAUCUUGGUGUUUUAUCUGGAACUGAGAUUCUUGGUGUAGCUUUUUUUCUCCUCUUCCUGGUUUGGACAUUCUAUGCUCGAAUUUCUAAAGAUUUCAGAAAGUUGAUGCCCGCCGAAUCACUCAACUUGCAGAUAUGGGAACUGAAGUAUCUAAGAGUAGCCACCAGGUUCGGUCUGCUGGCAGAGGCCUGUUUGGGGCUGCUUCUUCUGCCUAUUUUGAGAGGAUUGGCUCCAUUUCGGCUGAUUGGCAUUCAGUUUGAAGCUUCAGUGAAGUAUCACAUCUGGCUUGGCACUGCAAUGGUGUUAUUUGCCACCUUUCAUGGCGCAAGUACCUUGUUCAUUUGGGGGCUCAGCAACCAGAUUCAAGAUCAGAUGUGGAAAUGGCAGAACACCGGCCGGAUUUACAUCGCCGGAGAGAUUACUUUGAUUACAGGACUGGUGAUUUGGAUCACUUCCCUCCCUCAGAUAAGGAGGAGAAAGUUUGAGAUCUUCUACUACACUCACCAUUUGUACAUUGUCUUUUUUGUGUUCUUCUUGUUUCAUGCUGGAGAUCGACACUUCUACAUGGUAUUUCCCGGAUUGUUUCUCUUCGGCAUCGAUAAGGUGCUCCGAAUUAUUCAAUCUAGGACCGAAACUUGUGUUGUAUCCGCUCAAAUCCUCCCCUGCAAAGCUGUGGAGCUAACUCUGCCAAAAGAUCAAAGGCUGAAGUAUAAGCCAACUAGUGUUGUGUAUGUGAAGAUACCAAGGAUUUCCAGAUUUCAGUGGCAUGCUUUCAGUUUGAUUUCCAGCUCGAGCGUCAAUGAUGACACAAUGUCGAUUGUUGUUAAAUGCGAUAAGUCGUGGACGAGAUCUUUGUAUGACAUGAUAAGUGCUGAACGGGAGGGAGAGUCUAAUCAGUUGAAGUGCAUUUCCAUUGCAGUUGAAGGCCCUUAUGGACCUGCCUCCAUGGACUUCCUAAGGUAUGAUCACUUGCUCCUUAUUGCAGGAGGAAUUGGAGUAACCCCUCUUUUGAGCAUUUUACAGGAGAUCACUUCUAUGCAAAAGAGCAGUAACUUCAAAUGCCCUGCAAGAAUACAACUUAUUCAUGUCAUGAAAAAGUCCCACGACGUUUCACUACUCACCUCGAUCUUACCUUUACUAUUGAACCAUUUGGAUGCGAAAAUGUAUUUGCAGCUCAAAGUAUUUGUGACACAAGAAGAGGAAUCUAGCACAACUGUAUCAGAACUGCUAAACAAGUUCUCUCAAGUGCAGACCAUACAAUCAAGCACGAAAUGUUCGAGCCAUGCAGCACAAGGGCUUGAAAGCUUGGGCGGGAUGGCCACAAUUACUGGAUUGACAUCUAUCAUGUUCUUCGUCGCUCUAGUCUUCUUCAACCACAUCGUCAUUCCCACCGAGAAGGCUUCCAAAAAGACGAAAGAUCGAACUCCAUCUUGGAUCUCAGAUCUACUCCUGAUGUCUUCUUUCGCUUUAGCUAUCUUAUGUGGGGCGGUCGUGGGGAUCAUUUUAAGAUGGAGAAGACUGAAGAAAGAAACUGUAGCAGUCAUCCAAAGCCAAAACCAAAAUGCAGUUCCAAGUUCAGAAGCAAGAGCGAGUAUACAGGAAGAACAUGAAAUACAGUUUGGAGGAAGGCCCAACUUCAAAGAUAUAUUCUCCGACAUCCAAAAUGAUGCGGGUGGGUCAGAAAUCGGCGUGAUCAGCUGCGGACCGGAGACGAUGAACAUGUCUGUAGCAUCAGCAUGCAAGGAAAUGUGUGAAUGUUUAAGGAGAGGCUCAAAGAAGAAGAAACAGAAAUUCAAUUUCCACUCCCUCAACUUCACACUCUGAUGUUGCUGCUAAGCUAACAACAAGACCAACAAGCAGCCAAAGCAGGAGACAUUUCAUGGAAAAAUAAAUUAUUCUCUUCACUAUCAAUGUUAAAACUUUUCUAUUUAUAGAAAACAUAGAGAUGUUAAUCCAAAAUUUACUCCAUUUUAAUA